This is a messenger RNA of Mangifera indica (mango), 501 nucleotides long. RefSeq names its product probable LRR receptor-like serine/threonine-protein kinase At5g59680. NCBI's taxonomy places the organism in Eukaryota, Viridiplantae, Streptophyta, Magnoliopsida, Sapindales, Anacardiaceae. The transcript is spliced from 2 exons. Bases 1 to 501 code for a protein of 166 amino acids. The record is from RefSeq and is a predicted model, not a curated record.
AUGGUCAGAUCAACUAAAACUACUCAAGCAAUGAUGAAGCUGUAUGGAAUUAGUGGGUUUGGGGAUAAGAGCAUGGAGGCGCUUGCGUUGAAGAAGAGAGCAGACAGUGAGUUUGAGAUGGGUGAUUUCGAGGAGGCUGAGGGAUUGCUCAUCAAGUAUUAUGCAUGUAACAGGCUAGCUGAGAAAAGUGACAUGUAUGGUUUUGGAGUCUUACUCUUGGAACUGAUGGCAAGCCGGACUGCUGUUGUGAUUAUAGGCAAUGUUGACAACAUUCAUAUAAUUCAAUGGUUUAGUCCCUUUGGUGAAGGAGGGGAUAUAAGAAACAUUGUCGAUGCCUGGCUAGCAGGAAAUUUUGACACAAGUUCUGUUUGGAAAGCUGUGGAGACAGCGAUGGAAUGUUUGCCACCAAUUUCCAUCCAGAGGCCAACUAUGAGUCAUGUGGUGAUCCAAGUUUUGAAGAAACGACAAAUUUACAUCCUUCAAGUUAUAAAAAUUAAUUAA